This is a messenger RNA of Sphaeramia orbicularis (orbiculate cardinalfish), 1392 nucleotides long. RefSeq names its product PGAM family member 5, serine/threonine protein phosphatase, mitochondrial (gene pgam5). The transcript has 6 exons. The record is from RefSeq and is a predicted model, not a curated record. Gene Ontology annotation, biological process: peptidyl-threonine dephosphorylation; positive regulation of mitochondrial fission. The coding region runs from base 254 to 1162 and encodes 302 amino acids. Gene Ontology annotation, cellular component: mitochondrion. NCBI's taxonomy places the organism in Eukaryota, Metazoa, Chordata, Actinopteri, Kurtiformes, Apogonidae. Gene Ontology annotation, molecular function: protein serine/threonine phosphatase activity.
AAUGUUUAGAGGAAACUGCUUAGAUUAGCUUGCUAUCUUUUGAGGACCGACUGUAUUUUUAGUUUGGAACUAGUAGCCGCCGCCCGGUAGAUAUUUGCAGCAUAGUUGGCUUGUUUUGUUAAACACUCCAGAUUUGGGAUUAAUACUUAAAAGCCAUUUAAAAGACGAUAAAAAGCCAUAGGUUUGUGUUAAAGAUUGUUAACGGAGCGUCAGUUAAGUGUAGCUAAUUAGCUAACAGUACUUGGGUGUCAGUAUGUCAUACAGGAGAACUUUCAAACUUCUUUGUGGCGUCGCCGGGGGUUCUGCGGCUGUGGUGAUCGCGGCUGUCACUGCUGACUCCCACGGAUUCUUCGGAGAACAACGCGGGGAUGUGGCCAGUCGGUGGUCGAGAUUCACCGUCCUUCAAGCUGCGCAGCCUGCAUGGACACCUGCCAACCACACGCCAACCUCGACUGGACAAGCCUGGGACUUCAACUGGGAUAAGAGAGACCCAUCUGCACUGACCAAUGGGAAGAAAGAGAAGAAAGAGACCGCUACAGAAGACCCCACCUCUGAGCAAGACAAUGGCAAACCCAAAGCUACACGUAACAUCCUCCUUAUCAGACACUCCCAGUACAAUCUGAGCGGCGUUGGCGACAAGGAGAGGGUCCUCACUUCUUUAGGUCGUGAACAGGCGGAGCUGACAGGCCUCCGGUUGGCGGCACUGGGACUGAAGUAUGAUGUUCUGAUCCACUCCAGCAUGACAAGGGCCACAGAGACAGCACAUAUCAUCAGCAAACAUCUCCCAGGAGUGGAGCUAAUGAGCUGUGAUUUGUUGAGAGAAGGUGCUCCUAUUGAGCCCGUUCCACCCGUCACCCACUGGAAACCUGACGCUGUGCAGUACCACGAAGAUGGAGCUCGCAUUGAGGCAGCCUUCCGCCGAUACAUCCACCGGGCUGACCCCAAGCAGAAAGAGGACAGCUAUGAGAUCAUUGUGUGUCAUGCCAAUGUCAUCCGUUAUUUUGUGUGCAGGGCUCUGCAGUUCCCACCGGAGGGCUGGUUACGAAUGGGCCUGAACAACGGCAGCAUCACGUGGCUCACCAUUCGCCCCAGCGGCAGGGUGGCCCUCAGGACUCUGGGUGACUCUGGAUUCAUGCCACCAGACAAAUUAACACGGACCUGAUGUAACACGAACGCACAAUCAAAGCUCAGUGUCUCUCCUUAAGUGUCUUGAAAAUGACUUUUGAUGUUGUUUUGUAAUUUAAUGACCGCCAUGAGAGACUGGCGGUGUUGUGAUUACUUUGGUGCCAUAGGAACGCCAGCAGAAAUUAUAACAGCUGCUUAGCUUCUCCUCCGUUUUGAAUGUAGGAUUUUUACACAACUGAGUGAUUUUUAACCCCCCCCCCGGCUCCU